AUGGCCACUUCAUUCUCUGUCAGCUCCCCCAAUAUUGUGGCAACCAAGGUAAUACAAGGAGGUAGCAGCUACAGAGAAGAGCCAGUUGUGGAGAAAAGUAGCAAAGUGGAUGAGAGGAAAGUAGGAGGAACCAAAAUAGCAAGCCUCUUGCUGGUGAAUCAAGCACUAGCUACACUAGCUUUCUUUGGAGUUGGAGUCAACUUGGUACUGUUCCAAACCAGAGUUCUUGGCCAAGACAAUGCCAAUGCUGCCAAUAAUGUCAGCAAGUGGACAGGAACUGUUUAUAUGUUCUCAUUGAUUGGGGCAUUUCUCAGUGAUUCAUAUUUGGGUCGAUACUUGACCUGCACGAUCUUUCAGCUUAUUUUUGUUCUGGGCUUAGCACUGUCCUCAUUGUCAUCUUGGCGUUUCUUGAUCAACCCUGCUGGUUGUGGUGAUGGCCACACUCCUUGCAAACCCACAUCAAUUGGAGUACACAUUUUCUACUUGUCCAUAUAUCUAGUAGCAUUUGGUUACGGGGGGCACCAACCCACCUUGGCAACCUUUGGUGCAGACCAGUAUGAUGAGAAAAAUCCAAAAGAGAAGAACUCAAAAGUAGCUUUUUUCUGUUUUUUUUACUUUGCCCUCAAUGUUGGAUCUUUGUUCUCCAACACUGUUUUAGUCUAUUAUGAGGAUACAGGGAAGUGGACAAUGGGUUUCUUGGUAUCUUUGGCUUCUGCUGUCAUAGCCUUUUUGUCAUUCUUAUCAGGAACUCCAAGAUAUAGGUAUGUAAAGCCAUGUGGGAACCCAGUGAUGAGGGUUGCACAGGUGCUCACGGCUGUUUUUAGGAAAUGGGGUGUGGCUCCAGCCAAGGCAGAAGAACUUUUUGAAGUCGAUGGUCCAGAAUCUGCUAUAAAAGGAAGUAGAAAAAUUCUGCAUACUGAUGAUUUUGAAUUCAUGGACAAGGCAGCAACAGUUACAGAGAAUGAUGAGCCAAGUCCAAAGAAUCCAUGGCGGCUUUGCACUGUGACACAAGUUGAAGAAGCCAAAUGUGUGUUAAGAAUGUUACCCGUUUGGCUAUGCACCAUAAUUUACUCGGUUGUGUUCACACAAAUGGCUUCUCUUUUUGUUGAGCAAGGGGAUGUCAUGAACUCCAACAUAGGAAGUUUUCGUUUGCCAGCAGCUAGCAUGUCUGCAUUUGACAUAUGCAGUGUCCUUGUAUGCACUGGGAUAUAUCGCCAGAUCCUUGUUCCAUUAGCUGGAAGAUUAAGUGGUAAUCCAAAGGGACUAACUGAGCUUCAAAGAAUGGGAAUUGGCCUAAUUAUUGGUAUGUUGGCAAUGGUUGCAUCUGGUGCCACUGAGAUUGUAAGGCUUAGGCGUAUUAUUCCUGGCCAGAAGACAAGUACCUUGAGCAUAUUUUGGCAAAUCCCACAGUAUGUUUUGGUUGGUGCUUCGGAAGUUUUCAUGUAUGUGGGUCAACUGGAGUUCUUUAAUGGGCAAGCCCCAGAUGGCAUAAAGAGUUUUGGGAGCUCACUUUGCAUGGCUUCAAUUUCUCUUGGGAACUAUGUAAGUAGCAUGUUGGUGAACAUGGUUAUGGUGAUCACAGCAAGAGGCCAGAAUGGAGGUUGGAUUCCUGAGAACUUGAACACUGGACACAUGGAUAGAUUUUUCUUCCUCCUUGCAGGGCUAGCUGCUUUUGACUUUGUGCUAUAUUUAUUCUGUGCCAAGUGGUACAAGACAAUCAAUGUUGAGGGCAGUGACAUGGAAGGCCAAGAGAAGGAGGGUGUGAAUAGUAUGAUUUGA
This is a messenger RNA of Abrus precatorius (Indian licorice), 1779 nucleotides long. RefSeq names its product protein NRT1/ PTR FAMILY 7.1. NCBI's taxonomy places the organism in Eukaryota, Viridiplantae, Streptophyta, Magnoliopsida, Fabales, Fabaceae. The record is from RefSeq and is a predicted model, not a curated record. Gene Ontology annotation, biological process: transmembrane transport. Gene Ontology annotation, cellular component: membrane. The coding region runs from base 1 to 1779 and encodes 592 amino acids. Gene Ontology annotation, molecular function: transmembrane transporter activity. The transcript is spliced from 5 exons.